GCCGGACCGCAGGCCGUCCCACCACGGGCUCUGUCCCGGCCCCAGCCCCGCCAGCAUGGCCGGCCGGACCGUGCGGGCCGAGACCCGGAGCCGGGCCAAAGAUGACAUCAAGAAGGUGAUGGCGACCAUCGAGAAGGUCCGGAGAUGGGAGAAACGCUGGGUGACUGUGGGUGACACUUCCCUUCGAAUCUUCAAGUGGGUGCCUGUGGUGGAUCCCCAGGAGGAGGAGCGGCGGCGGGCAGGAGGCGGGGCAGAGCGAUCCCGUGGUCGGGAGAGACGCGGCAGGGGCACCAGUCCCAGAGGGGGUGGCCCCCUCAUCCUGCUGGAUCUCAACGAUGAGAACAGCAACCAGAGUUUCCAUUCAGAAGGUUCACUGCAGAAGGGUACAGAGCCCAGUCCUGGGGGGACUCCCCAGCCCAGCCGUCCUGGGUCACCCACUGGACCCCCAGAAGCGAUUGUGGAGGAUACUCAGCCCCCACAGCUGGGCCAAGAGAGAGACCCAGGGGACACACCCGCAGGCGGUACUGAUGACCCCCCGAAGCUGACCAAGGAGGAGCCUGUUCCAGAAUUGCUGGAAGCUGAGGACUCUGGAAUGAGGAUGACGAGGAGAGCCCUCCAAGAGAAAGGCUUGAAAACAGAACCCCUCAGGAGGCUUCUGCCCAGGAGAGGCCUCCGGACAAACGUCCGGUCUGCUUCCACAGUGCCAGACACCAGAGCUCCGGGAGGUGGGAGCAAGGCCCAGAGGGCGCCCAGGACGGUCCCACAGGGGAAGGGGAGGUGAGCAGGCCCAUCCCGCAAGGUGAGGCCCUUAGGUCUUCUGUAGCUGCCCCAAGAUCCACUCACCCACUCGUACCACUUGAGGGUGGAGAGCGCUUCAGAGAUGGACGCCUGCUCUGCGUACUUGGAGGUAGGCAGCCAGCCCUCCGCUUGUCCCCAACCCUAAAUCUGGAUCCAUCUUGCUUGUUGUGGGUCCAAAACUGUGGGGCUUGGGGCAGGUCACAGACAAGGAGCGCCUAAGGACCCCGCUGGGUGAUGCCUAGAAGCAACUUGAGUAUACAAAAGGAUGGACCCUGGGUCGACUUGGCCACCGCUUCAAGCACUGGGGCAGUCAUCCGCCAAAGGGCCAGGCAUGGCCCCCAAGGUGGCACAUUCAACCUUUGGGACCACAGGAUCUACCCUGGUGAGCAGCGAGCAGUGUCAGAAGCAUUGGGCAGUAGGUGCUAGGUGCUAGUUUGCAGAGUCUGCGAGUGGUGUCCAAAUUCAUGCUUGUGUAGGAGUAUACCCGUGUAUAGACACACCGCUCCAGCAAGCACCUGGCAGCCUCCCCUCCCUCCCUCCACAGGCCUGUGGACGCUAGGCCUGCCAAUUAACCUUUGGCUCAAGAAGACACAUGCCAACUUUGCCUGUCAAGCAAGGGGUACACAUGAGUGAUCUAGUGACCUUUCAGACCAGGCCACCACCUCCUGCUGGAGGACCCAAGUUCAGGGAUGGAUGGAAACUUGUGGUCCAGCCCUGAGCCUGCCAAACCUACCUGGAAAUGACCCAUUUUGAGAAACCCAUGACAAAUGAGCCAUUUGAAUGGUUCCAAGGGCUUUUAUCAACCUCUUGCCUCCUGACUUAACAACAUAUUGGGCCUGCCGUGCCAGGAAAUGUCUCCCACUUAUUGAGGGCUUCCUCUACUACAGAUUGCAAUUUGUGGGAACUAUUUAAUACAAUAUUUCAGUGUCAUAGAUCCUGUUACUUUUACAUUUUACAGAUACGGAAACUACAUAGCCAGGCGGUUGAAGAGCUUGCCCUAAGUCACACAGCCUGCCUGUGGCAGAACCAGCAUUCCGACAGCUCCCUGCCUGACCCCCAGGCCCUGCUGGUACACCACUUCUCACGCUGGGCUUGCUGUGGGGCUGAAGCUGUGAGUUUAAGGCAUUCAUUUAUGGAGCAUCCGUUUUUCUCAGUGGAAAAUUCUAUAGGACUUUUAACAUUUUUUAAAAUAUUUUUUAUUUAUUUAUUUUUUUCUGUCUCACUAUGCAGCCUUUGCCAGCCUGGAACUCACUAGGCCAGGCUGGCCUUGAACUCACAGAGAUCCGCCUGCCUCUGCCUCCUGAGUGCUGGGAUUCAAGGUGCGUAACACUACACCCAACUCAGGACAUUUUUUAAAAAAAAUAAUAAAAUGAGCAGAUGCCCCGUGAGAGGAAAGAAUUUUGUGUCCAUAAUGGAGAUGCUAUAGAAAUAUAUGGUAAGGCCUGAGAUUCCAGCUCAGCCCCCGGGUCCCUGGGUGACCCCUUUAGAGUCCUACUGCUGCAGGAAGAUCGUCCCAGGCCCCACUCCCGUGUGGAGACUUCCCAGAAGCCACGGAAAGUGGCUUGUGCUAUCCUACUGAGUGACUGGGGAACUUCAAGAAAUAAAGAUUUUAGUUAAGACUUAUGAAUUUCCAAAGGGCAGAAGUUUUCAAAUUUCCAACAGAUACUAAUUUUCAGGAAUUAGAAAUGAAAACUAAGAAUUUCGGGGAGAUCCAGAAAAAUCAUCCUUUGUAUUUUUCCAAACUCUCUGUACUUUAAAGGCUAAGAUGCUCACAGUCAGUAGCAGUUUAAAGUAGCUUGCUGGCCAUGGCGGUGGCGCACGACUUUAAUCCCCGGUAGAGGAAGGGAGAGGCAGGCGGGUCUUUCUGAGUUCAAGGCCAGCCUGGUCCACAGAGCUAGUUCCAGGACAGCCAGGGCUACACAGAGAAACCCUAUCUCAAAAAACAAAAACAAACAAAAAAGAGCUCUAAGCCUUAAAUAUUCAAAAGGUGGAAACUGUCAGUGUGUGACACUGGGUAGUAUCUGAAUAACAAGAUGUUUACAGAUCCAGUUAGACUUAUAGUACGCCACAAUCAUGAGUUGAAAUUGCUGAUACAAAAGCUUAGUUACAAAUAUAUAAUUUCUCAGAGCAUCUUAGGAUUUGUAGGAACUGUCGUAUGCAUGUGAACACAUUCAUGUUUAUCUUACUUGUGAGAGCCAUCAGCAGGAGCAGGGUCACAGAAGAGUGGACCGGGCAGCAGCAACUCCCUUCCAGUUACGGGGUCCCAGAUUCUGAGGAUAGCUACCUAAACUCCGUGUGUUAGUGUUGCCCGUUCCUGCUCUUUGAUCUGAUGCAGUGGUUCCUCCCAGCCAGGACUCCUCUGGGCUGCUGAGCUUGGUUGUUAGAGAACAGCUAGUUACAAUAUGUUCUCUUUUUUUCUCAAUUUAUUUACUGACUGGUUUUGAGAUUAAAACAAAGCAAAACAAAAAACAACCCCUCCCAGGUUUCCCAAAGAGUGUCAACAAGGAAUUCUGAACAGAAACAGUCCUGUGGGCAGGGCAGCAAUGAUGAGCAAGUGUGCUGGUACUUUUGAAGCCCAGGCUUCGAAACUCCAUGGAGUUGGAACAGCCUGUCCCCGGCUGUGAGGCCUUGGCUGAACUACUUACCGCUGAGCUUCAAUUUAGUGGGUAGACUCAUAUCUAGGAAGUAAUAUUCUUGAUUUUAUAAGGUAACAUUGUGGAAAGGUUACCAGCAUGGCUUUGGGGUCGGGCAGGUUGCAGUUCAACCCUAGCUUCAAUGGCUUCCUACCUCUUUGAUUUGGGGCAAGUUCUAGCCACUGGAUUUUUCCCUUCUGUAAAAUGGGGACACGGAUCUAUUUCAUAGGGCUGUGGUAAGUUUAAGUGAGAUCACGUAUGAACUGCGUACACUGUACAUGCUUGAUCCAUGUGGGCCUAAAGAGUUGUUACCCACUGUAUCUACCUCACAGGGCCGGUUGUGAGGAUGAAGGGCGGCCGAGAUGCUGCGGGCGCUGUCUAAGCUGUGAGGUGACAGUAACCUGUCAGUCUUCCCUCUGGAGAUGGGGAGAUAGGAAGUUACCGUCAGAUAUCAACAGAAUGCCCAAGGAGAGGGACCGGCAUGCUUCUGGCCAGAUGGUGUGGCAGGGCUGAAGGGGAGGGGCCACUAUGGGCAGCCAGAGAACAGGGUGCGGCAUGCCCUUCCUCGGUGAGGGUUGCUCCAGUCAAGAGGGCAGUCCAGUGCAUAUGUCGUAACCCUAGGGGACAGGGAGAAAACAGGUUCGGUUUUAAGAAGGAUGCUAGCUGAGGGGCUAAAGGAGAGAAGUGUUUGCCCAGCAUGAGCAAGGGACAUGGAUUUCAUAUCUAGCAUCUCAGGACAAAAAAAACAAAAGCAACAACAAACAAAAAAACCAAAACCAACUAAACAAAAAUCCUCUUCUUGGUUAAAGGUUUUGAACGAAGAACUGUGUUCCGUGGAUGUAUCCACAGUGGGUUUUUAAAUAAGACUC
This is a messenger RNA of Myodes glareolus (Bank vole), 4300 nucleotides long. RefSeq names its product BAF chromatin remodeling complex subunit BCL7C (gene Bcl7c). The record is from RefSeq and is a predicted model, not a curated record. NCBI's taxonomy places the organism in Eukaryota, Metazoa, Chordata, Mammalia, Rodentia, Cricetidae.